AAUUCCAUUCUUAAAACCUUUUAAAGAUUAAAACGUCAAAAGUUUUUUUAUAAAAGGAAGAGAAGUGAUCAGGUGUGGUGACGUGUAGGAUAUGAAAUACUUGUUGGAGCUCGUCGUGCCUUGUUUUGGUUCACAACAGUUCCAAGAAUCCGCCGCAACCGUAGAAGAUUCGGUUUCAGACGAAACGCAAACGCUAAUGAAACAGCGGAGGCGGCGGAAACGCGUUAGAGUGGCUGGUCAACCUGGACAAGUGGCAGAGUGGAGACCGUCGCUUAGCGUUAUCUCCGAGAACAAACCGGCAAUAACGAAGAUAUCGGAAAAGGACGAAGAAAAGAAGAAAGUUCGUCGGAAAAGUGAAGCUAACGGCGGCGGUGACGCGUCGUCACGUUCCGGCGGUGGUCAUGUUCGUUUCCGUAGUGACGAUUUCGGGAGAAAUGCUUUUGAACCGGUGAUUCCGGCAUUCUCACCGACUCCGUUCAUGUUUUGAGUUUAGUUUGUGGUGAAAUUUAUGUGUAUAAUAUAUUAAUAAAUAUGUUAAUGUUAA
Arabidopsis arenosa is the source of this 544-nucleotide messenger RNA. The record is from the annotation of a GenBank genome assembly. Lineage: Eukaryota; Viridiplantae; Streptophyta; Magnoliopsida; Brassicales; Brassicaceae.